Centropristis striata (black sea bass) is the source of this 4479-nucleotide messenger RNA. RefSeq names its product mitogen-activated protein kinase 11 (gene mapk11). The transcript is spliced from 12 exons. The coding region runs from base 195 to 1280 and encodes 361 amino acids. Gene Ontology annotation, cellular component: nucleus; cytoplasm. The record is from RefSeq and is a predicted model, not a curated record. Gene Ontology annotation, molecular function: MAP kinase activity; ATP binding. Gene Ontology annotation, biological process: protein phosphorylation; intracellular signal transduction. NCBI's taxonomy places the organism in Eukaryota, Metazoa, Chordata, Actinopteri, Perciformes, Serranidae.
GCAUAGAGAGACAGAGAGAGAGAGACAGACAGAGAGAGAGAGAGCGAGAGAGAGAGAGCUUGGUUGUCACUGGUGCAACCAGCUCAGGCAGCACACGGCGGCCCGCGCCUCUGGUCCCAUCUACCGUCUCCCUCCGUUCAUUUCUAUUCUCUUUUCCUGUUUCGCUCACUCCUUUCUUUCCAUGUAGCGGAGACAUGUCCCCCAGACCAGGAUUUUACCGACAGGAGCUCAACAAGACUGUGUGGGAGGUUCCGGAGCGGUACCAGAACCUGACGCCGGUUGGCUCCGGUGCCUACGGCUCGGUGUGUUCUGCGUAUGAUGUCGUCUCACGACAGAAGGUUGCGGUGAAGAAACUGUCGAGGCCUUUUCAGUCUCUGAUCCACAGCCGCCGCUCGUACCGGGAACUCAGAUUGCUCAAGCACAUGAAACACGAGAAUGUAAUAGGGCUGCUGGAUGUCUUCACACCUGCUGCAACAUUAGAGGACUUCAACGAACUCUACCUGGUGACUAACCUGAUGGGCGCGGACCUCAAUAACAUCGUUAAAUUUCAGAGGUUGUCAGACGAGCAUGUGCAGUUCUUAAUUUACCAGCUUCUCCGUGGCCUCAAGUACAUCCAUUCAGCGGGAUUGAUCCACAGAGACCUCAAGCCAAGUAAUGUGGCAGUAAAUGAGGACUGCGAGCUGCGGAUCCUUGACUUUGGAUUGGCCCGACAGACAGACGAUGAGAUGACAGGGUAUGUGGCGACUCGCUGGUAUCGAGCGCCGGAGAUCAUGCUGAACUGGAUGCACUAUAAUCAAAAUGUUGAUAUCUGGUCAGUGGGAUGCAUUAUGGGAGAGCUGCUGAAGGGAAAAGUCCUUUUUCCUGGAACUGACUAUAUUGACCAGCUGAAGAGAAUCAUGGAAGUAGUUGGGACUCCGACACCUGACCUGCUAAAGAAGAUCUGCUCGGAACAUGCGCAGAAGUACAUCCAGUCUCUGCCCUUCAUGCCCCAGCAGGACCUGGGAAAGAUCUUCAGAGGAGCAAAUCCACUAGCUGUCGAUCUUCUGAAGCGUAUGCUGGUUCUGGACUGUGAUGGAAGGAUCUCGGCCAGCGAGGCUCUUUCCCACCCUUACUUCUCACAGUACCACGACCCAGACGAUGAGCCAGAGGCCCCGCCUUACGACCAAACGCUGGAGAGUAAAGACCGAACUCUAGAAGAAUGGAAAGAGUUGGUAUUCGAAGAGGUGAACAGCAUCAAAGCAUCCGGCAGCAAGACUGAUAGCCUUCAGGUGGAGCAGUAAGCCUGUUUCUGCUCCGCCCCAACCUCACCCUAAAGAAGGACCACGUACUCAGUGAUUGGGAGAAAGACUGUGGCAAGCCAGCUGAAGAAAACCCUGCAUUCCCACUGCUCAGCGUGACUUUGUUUGAUUGCCUGUCAUGAGUUUAUUUGAGCAGCAGGGCAGGCCGGUCUUCACGUCAUCAGAUGCACACAUUGCAAUUACAGGGAGCAUUUUAGAAUCUGAUAGAAGGAGCUUUCCAGUCCACAAAGUUGCUUCCUCUUAUGUUUCCGCUCAGUGAGGGUAAAAUGAGGAAGAAUUCUCAGCGUCAGGGAUGGCAGAGGACGUGAGGAUUCAUAUGAGGGAGCAAUUUUACGGAACUGAACUGUGUUUACAGACUGAUAGAAAGGUUUCGAAGGAAGAAAAAGAAACGCACACUAGGAUUUCCAAAGCAAUGAGAGAGUGCCGUCUCGUCCCUCAUGAUGACAAAUGCCAUAAGCAGUCAGUGCUUUCAUAUAUGGGAUUCAUGUUUAAAGGCUUGCAGCAAUGCCACGUCAUGUCACAGAGCAGCUUAGCAUUUAUCCUGCAUGAUUUAUGUGCAUUUUAUUAUUACAGAAUAUUACUGGUAUUGUAUUAUAUAACCAUAAGACUGCUUAUUGCAUCUGCCACACUGCUAUAAAAGCAGCCUGAGGGUCAGAGAGUGGCAUUACCAGGAAAUGUGAUCAACUUUUGUUUUAUCUUUAUCUUUUCCGUGCAGUAAAAAAAAAAAAAAAAUACAAAAGCAAACAAAAAGUACUGUUCUUCCUCGGAUGAGAGUCGGCCUCUCCUGCUUACAGAGUAGUAAACACCAACUGUGCUAUUAAUUAGCAAGGUAAUUAAUAUAUGCCAAAGCUGGAGCAGAAUGACUGUGCUGCAGGUCUGUGUUUACAGUGCGACCUCGCUUCUCAUAUACAGUUUCCGCUGAUGGCUGAUUUCUGAUCACCUGUUGGCUUUGGCGGCAGUUCCAUAGUUCUCUGCAGUGUCUUUUACAGCCCCGGGUUGUGUUUACAAUAAUUAAGAUUACGGGCAUUUUGUAAACUGUUAGAAAAUGUGCUGGAUAGUAACUUAUUACCCAGCUCCAUGCGAAUCAUGACUAGUCAAACACUCAAAGCUGAUGAUUCCCAACCAGGGAGCUCAUUUCUGAUCUUUCAUGUUUCCUUUUCUUCAUUUUAGUUUUCAUGAUGCUUGAGUGUAAUAUUGAAAACAAUGCAUAGUCUAUACAUUCAUUCGUGACCAUAGCAUUAAAGCACUGGGGAUGAAUUUACCUCGAUUGUGGAUAUUUCAGUAACACUGCAGUUCAUAGCUUAUUGCAACAUUAGAACGCCCUCACAGUAACAUUUGUAUAAGCAGCAUGAGCUCAAUGAGUAUGCCCACAUUGACAAUGUGUCACUCAUCUUGCACCAGACUGGAGUUUUAGUUCUACAAUCUUUUUGCUGAGGUAGAAAUAAUCUGCUGGUAUAAACCACAGCGUGCAGUGUGUCUGUGAAAAUGUCAAGAGUUGAAAGUGGACACACUGAUAUUGGGAAAUUUAGGACUCUUAUCAUAGCUGGAUUCCUGAACAGGCAAAACAGACGCAGGCCCUCUGGCUUUUACCAACAAAAUUACACCACCAAGAGACCACAAAAUAUUACAAAGAAACUUACAACAAUGAAAAGAGGCAUAACAACAAUAAAGUGACACAAAAUGACAACUAAUAGGCACAAAAAACUACAAAGAGGAAAAAAGAUUACUACAAAGUGACACAAAAUGAUAGAUACAAAGAGAGAUACAAAAUGACCACAAAUAGACACAAAACUACAGAGAGGUGCUUAUACUGGAACUGGAUACAGUUUGGAUACUAAUGGCAGGUGUAAAGCAGAUUAAUGUUUCCUAAUUUAGUUGCCUAACCUGACUUUCAAAUGCGAUGUAGUUCUUUAGAUUAGCUAAAAAGCUAAAAGGUAGCUCUAAUUUAAACCCAGUCAGAUAGACUUUAAUAUUAAUGUAGGGAGCGUGCCUAUGUUCCCCGGGUCCUAUGUUCCCCUCUUUGUAUGAGACUGGGGAACAUAGGAACCUUUUCCUCGCUUUUCCCAAAAAGGGUCCUAUGUUCCCCGGUCUGUUACUUCCCCCAUACUGCCAAAUUCCAUGGCAAAUAGGCCUAUGUAGGCCUACAGGCUGUUUGACGCGCAUACGAAAUAGCCUAGACAAGGAAAGAUUAGGUCAGGGAUGGCAAACCUGCGGGUCUCCAGCUAACCCUAACCCUAACCCCACAACAGUGGGGAACAUAGGACCCUUUUUGGGAAAAAAAUGGGGAACAUAGGACCUUUUUUUUUCUUCUAAAAAAGGGUCCUAUGUUCCCCGAGCGGGGAACAUAGGACCCGGGGAACAUAGGGAUGACCCCUUCUUGGGGUUAGCUAAAAAGCUAAAAGGUAGCACUAAUUUUACCCCAGUAAACUAGAUUUUAAUAGUAAUGUACUAGCAUAAAUGCAGUGUGGAUUAUACACAUGGUUGGCACUCAAGCUCAUCUGAGGUUUCAUUUUAAGAUAUGUGAUGAUCAACAGAAUACAAAGAAACACUAGCUACCUUGAUUAGCUAGCUAGGUUUUAAUAUAUCACUUGAUUAGCAAGUAAAACUGGUUCUUUGGUUUAGCCCACUCGAGUCUAACCAAACCAAGGAGAUUAUUUCUGCUUCAAAGAAAAGAAUAGUACAACUGAAUCAUCAAUUCACCAUUUUGGAAUCAUUUUUAAGAUGAGGAAGAAAAGAAAGAUACUCUUAACUAUUUUUUGCCUGUAGUGGUUCAUACUGGAGUGCUACAUGUAGCCUUUUUGUGAAAGUCGUCCAUUAACACUGGAUGCAGAUGUUGAAUUUACAGUCCAAAUUAAUUGAAACUGUCUGUCUCAGUCAAAGUGUGUUAGAGCUCUGAAUGUUAAAGUGUAAUGUGCUUGUAUAUGUGGUGGAUAUGAAUAGUAAACUGCAAAUCGAAUGUAAAUGUAAACUGUAUGUAUGUAUGUUAACAGUAAGAGGUGUCUUUUGAAUACAUGGUGGCAUGUAAUUCAACGGUAGCCAUGAGUUUCAAAUCACUAAACUGAGUGUCAGCUGUCAGUUUUCAAAUUAUUUCAGAUGAUUUUCUCAUUCAUCAUCAACGGGUAACAUGACUUUGCAAGUCUUGGCUUCAACAGAAUAAACACCAUCAGUUCUGUUAACAUUG